Chelmon rostratus (copperband butterflyfish) is the source of this 2738-nucleotide messenger RNA. RefSeq lists its product as uncharacterized. NCBI's taxonomy places the organism in Eukaryota, Metazoa, Chordata, Actinopteri, Chaetodontiformes, Chaetodontidae. The coding region runs from base 20 to 1621 and encodes 533 amino acids. The transcript is spliced from 5 exons. The record is from RefSeq and is a predicted model, not a curated record.
ACCACGCAGGCCACGUGACAUGGAUUCAUCAAUGCUCCGGGUGAUCUUUGGACACAGAAUUGAGAAACUGUCUCUUCUGUCUGGAAUACCAGAUACUGUUGAGGAGCUGAAUUUGGCCAUCAAACAGACAUUAGACAUCAAAGAUGACUUCAGCCUGCAGUAUUUAGAUCCAGAUUUUGAUGACUUUUUUACUCUCAACUCCACUGCUCAAAUUAAACACAAAUCCACAAUUAAGGUUGUGACACUCGAACCAAUAGUUCUCAAUUUGUACCCAGUACCACACAAUGAAAGCUGCAACGAAAGUGUGACCUCAGAGCAAUCCUUUACUCCAGCCUCCACAAGUUCCACUGCACAGGACUCCCCUGACUCAUGUGAUUCUUGUGCAAGCACAAUCAUCCUGUCACCAAACAGAAGCGCACAAAGGAAGCCAUGGCCAGCUGAAUUCAUCAUUCCACAGUUCUCUGUUGAAACUGAUGUUGUUCUUGAAAGAGCCAAUGAACUUUACAAAAAAGAUGGCACACUGCUGACUUAUCCAAACAUGAAGUCAGACAUACUUGAAAAGCUAGCUCAGUCCAUUUAUACAUACACUGCCUACCCAUCAUCCCUGCAAGUUCUAUCUGUUGCUGAAGCACUUAUUAAGGCCCACCCAUGUCUGAAGGAUCCGGGGAGCUCUUCAGGUCUCAGUGGAUGGCAGACUAGCAUUAAAUACAAAAUGGCUAACUACAGAACAAAGCUAAGAGGCUAUGGUAUGCCAGAUGUUACAUGCAAUUCUCUGAAACAUAAAUGCCCAGAUGACAGGAAGUCUGCUAAAAAUGUUAAAAAGGCAAGAAGAGCAGAGGUCAAUUACCUCCCACCCUACCCAGCGGGUGAAGAUGAGCACAGCUUGGAACAAGCAAGGGAAGAACUAGUCACUGAAUCAAAGAAGAAGAACAACGAAAAGAUGGUCGGUGAUAAAAUGAGCAAGACAUUUGCCCUCAGACGACAUGAAGUCAUCAAUCAGUGUCCAAGUGUUCAAACCAUGAAGGACCGCUGGCCUGCCCUGUUUAAUUGUUCUCAAAUCAGUGCAGAAUUUCAGAGAAUAACCACUGUGCAUCUGGAACCCAAAUUUAUGUCUGGGUUGGACCUUCACACUCCCAAGCUACUGAAGCUGUUUCAUGCCAAAGGUGGAGCGCUUGGACAAAGACUGAAGAUCAUAAUGGAACCACUGGAGAACUCUGCAUGCCCUUCUGUUGAGAUGGCCAGAGAGGUUGUCCUUAGGUGUCUUAUAGAAUACCUUGGAGAGCAUGGGGAACAUCUCAUCAAAGAGUUCAGUGGUACCGAGAACUUGGAGGAACUUGGACAGAUUGUAGUGGCAAUAACUGUGAUCACAAAGGACAUAGCCUCCACAAGUGACAGCCCAAAGGAAAUUGGAGUCGUCAUUGAGGGCAUGGAAGUCAUCAAAGGACUUGGAGAUAUUGCCAGGGCUUGCUGUCUCCUCUUGGGCUUGACCUAUGCACUGAAUCUCAAUUAUCCCAAGCAGCUGAAGUACACCUUUGAGGUAUUCCAAAAACUUUUCUUGGAACUGGAUGCAUCAAAGCUAUCAACGAAAGUCCAGUCCCUCAAAAGCAAACUUCUGGCUUGAAGUGAAACUAUGGUCGCACACUUUUGUGCCACACAAGGUUCAGAUUUAAGAGAUUGAGAUUGCAUGUUUGAAAGUGCCAAAUGUCAGUGACAUUUCUGUUGUGGUCAGAGCAAGGUAAAAAUGUUUAUAUACAAAAUGUUCUUUUACAUGUUAUCUGUUUUGGCACAUGCACAUUUCAAGGAUUUGUGCUUUUUCUUUAAGAUCAUAACUGGUAUAAUUUAGUGGCUCACUGUGCUGAAGAAGCAAGCAGAGGAUUUUUCUUUUCAACAAGACAAUUCUUUCAGUUUAUACAAUGACCAUAAAUGGUCUCCUCUCUUAUUUGUCACAAGCAUUUAAUUUAGCCAGUGGGGUAUGUUCUUGAUUCACAGGAGAAUCUCAGCUCCCAAUAUGUGCCCGUUCCCUUCUACCUUGCAGCAUAUAGUGACCAAUAAGGAUAUUUCACUUGAGGUUUUUUUUUUUUUUAAAAGACUAAGCUCAUCCACUCAGAAUGAAUCAUUUCAAGAUGGGGAAUAUUUCAAACAAAACUCAUUUUUUGCUGUAGAGGAACCAAGAAUAGCAUUAAUUCUCUACAUUGAUUAUUUUUGAGAAUUCCAUUAGGAACAUUGUGUAAAAAACAAAGCCUCUUGAAAGAUUUGUGUCUUAAAAAGAAUAGUUUUGUGUGUCUACAGUUUUUGUUGUCAGUGCUGAAAAGAAUAUUAAAGGGACAGUAUAUUGUGUGGCAGCAGACAACCUUGGUCCGCACUCUCUUGGUGGACUUGUUGAAAGCUUUACAGGUCCUUACGUUUGCAGGUUCUGCUUAGGACAAGGUAAAAAUGUUUAUCUACAAAUUAUUAUUUUACAUGUUUUCUGUUGUGGCACAUGCACUUAUGAAGGAUUAGUGCUUAUGAUCUUUGUGUUAAGAUCAUAACUGAUAUAAUUUAGUGUCUCACUGAGGCGAGGAAGCAAGCAGAGGAUUUCUCCUCUCUUAUUUGUCACACACAUUUAAUUUAUUUGUAAAUUUAAGUUGGUAGGACAGUGUAGGCAUGCCCUAACUUUUUUUAGUUCUUCUCGACAGGUACUCUGGCAACUGUACUGUUCAAGGUCAGCAUUUAUACUUUUAUAAUUAAAAAUGUUUUGG